ACAAAAGAGCCAAUGAACAUUGGUCGGUUUUCCUUCCAUUUCUCACAUAUCCCAUUUUCCCACAAACUUUCUCCUAGUUUCUUGCCAGAAGUUUCCCGAAAAGUUUGAAGCUUCUUCAGAAGAAUUCAUUUCCCAGAUAAGUCUUUCUCACCAGAUUCUAUUAUUCUUUUAGAAUAAAUAAAAAGAAGCUAGAAUUCUGGUUUGGAAAAGGGGUAUUUCUGAGCUAAAUUUAGGUGGUGUUGUAUCUCUCUGAAUUGGGAUUUGUUAAUUCUGGUGUGUUCAUUUCAUUUCUGUGAUUAAAAAAAUAAAUAAAUAAAAUAAAAAGAGAACAAACCCAUUUGAGCCUGAAAAGAAAGACUCCCAGUUUUGAACUUCUUUUGUAGCAGUCGAUACGCCCAAUUGGAGGUUCUGUAUGGAAUUCGGCUCUGGGUUUUGAUGGGUUAUGUUGUAUAAGACAUUGGUUUUGACAUUCUUAUUUGUAAUCAAUUAUAGAAUUGUAUUUUGAGGAUCUGAUUUUUUCAAGUUAAUCUUGAUGUACUUUCCACAAUUCUUUUUUCACUUGGUGGAGGUUCUAUGUAGAAUUGGCGGUUGGAUUUUGAUUGGUUAUCUUUUGUAAAAACUUGGUUUCAAUACGUAGGUAGUCUUUGAUUUCCGUGUGUUAUUUGGAUUGGACUCCUAUUGUUCUAGUUUCGAGUAAAAUAAUAUAGUUUUUUUUUUUUUUGCCCGUUUCUCCUGGGUUGGAGCUUUUAUACUCAAGAUUGUUGGAUUUGCAAUGGGGAAGCAAAGGGGAAAAGAAAAGAAACAGGCAGGAGAAACAUCAUCUGAUGCUAAUCCAAAGCAAAGCAAAAUUGGGGAGAAUAGUCCAAAAUGCUAUGAUAAGGAUACAGCUGUUUUCAUUUCUACGUCUCAAGGAUUGAAAGAGGAGGGAAACAAGUUGUUUCAGAAGAGGGACCAUGAAGGAGCUAUGUUGAAAUAUGAGAAAGCCCUCAAAUUGCUUCCUAGAAAUCAUAUAGAUGUAUCCUAUCUUCGGAGCAACAUGGCUGCUUGCUAUAUGCAGAUGGGUGUGAAUGAGUACCCUAGGGCAAUCCACGAGUGCAAUUUGGCUCUUGAAGUCACACCUAAGUACAAUAAAGCACUGUUGAAGAGGGCAAGGUGUUAUGAGGCUUUGAACAGGCUAGAUUUGGCUUUAAGAGAUGUUAGUACUGUAUUGAACAUAGAGCCCAAUAAUCCCAUGGCAUCAGAGAUUGAACAAAGGGUAAAGCAGGCACUUGAGAAGAAAGGAUUAAAGGUAAAUGAUAUGGUAAUUGAGUUACCUUCAGAUUAUGUUGAAACCCCAUCUGCUUCACGUCAAUCAAAAUUAGUGAAAGUGAAGACACGGAAGAAGAAGACCAACAAAGUGGAGGAGAAGAAGGCUGAGGUUAAGGUGGUUGUGGAAGAGAAAAUUAGUAGGAUAAAGGAAGAAAUGCCUAUGAAAACUGUGAAAUUGGUGUUUGGGGAAGACAUAAGGUGGGCUCAAUUGCCAGUUAAUUGCAGCCUCCUUCAACUUAGGGAGGUUGUCCUUGAUCGGUUUUCAAGCUCGAGAGCAGUUUUUAUAAAAUACAGGGACCAAGAAGAUGAUUUGGUUACAAUUACUACUAAUGAAGAACUAAGGUGGGCUGAAGCAUCAGCAGAAAUGCAGGGUUCUUUCCGGUUGUACAUAGUUGAAGUUAAUCCUAAGCAGGAUCCAUUUUUGGAGAGACUAAAUAAGACUGGAGUGAAGAAUCUUAAUGUUAAACAUAGUAAUAUAGUUGUGAAUGGUGAUGUAGUAAAAAGCAAGGAAUUAAAGGUAUCAUCUUGCAUUGAAGACUGGAUAAUCCUAUUUUCUCAUCUGUUCAAGAACCAUGUUGGAUUUGAAUCUGACAAAUACUUGGAUCUUCAUGAAGUUGGAAUGAAGCUCUAUUCUGAGGCUAUGGAGGAGGCAUUUACAAGUGAAGAAGCACAAGACCUUUUCAAUAUAGCAGGAGAGAAGUUCCAAGAGAUGGCAGCUUUAGCAUUGUUCAAUUGGGGAAAUGUUCACAUGUCGAGGGCAAGGAAGAGGGUGUAUUUCACGGAAGAUGCUUCAAAAGAAUAUAUACUUGAACAGAUCAAAGAUGCAUAUGAUUGGGCACAAAAAGAAUACAUAAAAGCAGGAAUGAGAUAUGAAGAAGCAUUGAAAAUCAAACAAGAUUUCUAUGAAGGCUUUCUAGCUCUAGCGCGGCAGCAAUUUGAGCUAGCAAAACUUUCUUGGCAUUAUGCAAUUAGCUGCAAUGUUGAUUUGGAAACAUGGCCUUCUACAGAAGUUCUACAACUAUAUAACAACGCUGAGGACAACAUGGAGAAAGGAACGCAGCUUUGGGAGGAAUUAGAAGAGCAAUGCCGAAGUGAACUUUCCAAACCUAAGAAUGCUAAAACGCAGUUGCGGAAGAUGGGGUUGGAAGGAUUGUUUAAAGAUAUAUCACCACAUGAAGCUGUGGAGCAAUCUGUAAACGUGAGGUCUCUGAUAAGCAUCUUAUGGGGCACUAUCCUUUAUGAGCGAUCAAUUGUGGAAUUCAAAUUAGAACUAGUGGAAUGGCACGAGUGUUUGGAAGUUGCUGUUGAGAAGUUUGAACUUGCUGGAGCUUCUCCAACGGAUAUAGCUGUCAUGGUGAAGAACCAUUGUUCAAACAAUAAUGCACUGAAAGGUCUUGGGUUCAAAAUUGAUGAAAUAGUACAGGCAUGGAAUGAGAUGUAUGAAGCUAAAAAGUGGCAGAGUGAAAUUCCAUCAUUUCGGCUGGAACCAUUUUUUCGACGACGAGUUUCAAAAAUUUAUCAUGCUUGGAGCACGCAUGAGUUCCAUUUGUUCAAUAGGUUAUAGAGUGUUAACUGUGGAAAGACUCACUUUUACUUCUCCAUGAUCUGGAAUAUGUAAGAUACCAUACUGAGGCUCCCUGUUACUUUAAGGUUCAAGCUAUAGGAGACGAGUUCUAACAUCUUAACACAAUGGGGACAAGAUGGGGGGAUGCAGGGAUUUGCAUUUUAGUUAGUUUCUAUCUUCACCUCACUGCCCCCGCUUCUUUUAUAGUUUCUUACACUUAGUAAAUUGUUUGUAUUUGUAAUUUAAUUCGUUUGCCUCAUGAUUUUGUAAUUUUUUUAUUUUUUUUGCUGAGAGUUCCACAUUUGUAAUUUAUUUUUUAUUUUUUAUUAGUAUUUUUAGGUUUCUUGGAUUUAUUCGAAUGGACUUUGUUACUUUUAAUAAAACUUUUCAAAGUUUAAUUGCAAA
Molecule: messenger RNA, 3277 nt
Organism: Alnus glutinosa
Lineage: Eukaryota; Viridiplantae; Streptophyta; Magnoliopsida; Fagales; Betulaceae
Product: protein PHOX1
Exons: 3
Coding region: 773-2872 (699 amino acids)
Molecular function (GO): protein binding
Source: RefSeq, a predicted model, not a curated record